Molecule: messenger RNA, 1336 nt
Organism: Drosophila suzukii
Lineage: Eukaryota; Metazoa; Arthropoda; Insecta; Diptera; Drosophilidae
Source: RefSeq, a predicted model, not a curated record
UUAAGGUCGGACACCAUUCAGUCUGGAAGACUAACCCAACUAAACAGGAUGGCAGCAGCACCCGAGUGGCUUACCCACGAAUAUAUCGAGCACGCCCUGCGCUCCCACUACAAAGAUGAUGGGCUAACUAUAACCGAUCUACAGAUAAAUCCCGCCUUGGGACCUGGCGAAAAUUACGGAGGAGUUCUGACCCGUGCUCGUGUGCAAUUUGCACUAUCCAACCAGGAGAAGCACCUGCAGAACCUGAUUGUAAAGACGGAAAUUGAUGACGAUGAGUUGACCCAGGUGAUGGCUCCCUAUGAUAUAUACAACCGUGAAAUGACAAUCUACCAGGAGGUGUUGCCCAAACUUAAGGCGCUACUUAAUGAAACCGGAGAUACCGAAAGAAUCUUUCCCACUGCCAUUUUUGUGGAUCGCGAGCGCAUGGCCAUUAUCUUUGAGGAUUUAUCCGUGGCCGGAUAUGUAAUGGCCGAUCGAGUACGUCGCCUUAACGAGGAGCACACGCACCUGAUCCUCCGAAAGCUGGCCAAAUUCCAUGCCGCCUCAGCAGUUUUGAAUGAAAGGCAAAAGGGAAGCCUAGAAAGCUUCGAUCGUGGGUUCUUCAAUCGAUAUACUAAUGCUUAUAGUGGCUACUUUGUUGGUGGUCUUUUGGCCGCGGCUCGGUGGAUGAGCCAGGUGCCCAAGUUGGCCCACUAUGGGGAGAAACUAUUCGCUCUGGCUCCCCACUACAUGGACAUCGGCAGGGAGUGCUUCACACCCAACCCGGGUCAAGUCAACGUUCUGGCCCAUGGGGAUGUGUGGACCAAUAAUGUGAUGUUCAAGUACGAUCCAAGUACAGGACGUCCCGUAGGUCUCCUCAUUGACUUCCAGUAUUCCUUCUGGGGCUCGCCCUGCAUCGAUCUCCACCAUCUAUUCAAUACUUCCCUGAAGGAACCUCUGCGUCGGGAUCAACAGAGUGCACUCUUCCAGUUUUACCACAGUAUUUUUAGUGAAACAUUACGAAAACUUGACUACCGUCAGAAUCCCAUUCCCAGUCUGCAUCAAUUCAAAUUGGAGGUGGAGCAAAAACGUUUCUUUGCUAUGCAUUCUACAGUGGUCGUACAGCCAGUGAUGAUCAGUCAGGAUCCGGAUGCCUGUUUUAAUGCCUUGAUGAACGAUGAUGAGCGUGGCAUUCGGUUCAAGAACCGGUUAUAUAACAAUCCCACAGUUCAACAAAAUUUGCAUUCUCUGGUCCCAUUUUUUGAUACAAAGGGACUGCUGGAAGUGAACCAAACCUGUUAAGAUUUUAAAAGAUUGGUUUUAGUUUUUAAAUAUAUUAAAUACUCCUGUUAUUAAU